Molecule: messenger RNA, 1182 nt
Organism: Cannabis sativa
Lineage: Eukaryota; Viridiplantae; Streptophyta; Magnoliopsida; Rosales; Cannabaceae
Product: zinc finger BED domain-containing protein RICESLEEPER 2-like
Exons: 1
Coding region: 1-1182 (393 amino acids)
Molecular function (GO): DNA binding
Source: RefSeq, a predicted model, not a curated record
AUGUCUGGUCAAAUCGAUUCUAAUUUUGAGGAUGAUGUUGAUUUUGUGCCAUCAACUACAAAUGAAGUACAAUCUGUUAGCAAUACAGUAGAUGAAACUCAGAAUCAGAGAAAAAGAACUUCUCGUGCAUGGGAUCAUUUCACACGGGAAAAAAUUGAUGGAAAAAUUAAAGCAGUUUGCAAGUAUUGCGAGCGUAAGCUGGUGGGAGAAAGUUCUAGUGGGACUAGGCAUUUAAAUUCUCACGUGAAAACGUGUCCUGUAAGAAAGGCCCAACUUGCCGCCAAUCCUAGUGCAACUGCAAGCCCUUUAGUUUCUUUUAAUUUUGAUCCUGAUUUAGCAAGGACCAAAUUGGCUCAAAUGAUCGUUAAGCACGAAUAUCCUUUGUCUAUGGUUGAGCAUAGCGGGUUUAUAGAAUAUUCAAGCACUUUAUGUCCCAUGUUUCAAAUGGUGUCAAGGAAUACAAUUAGGUCAAACAUUAUGAAAAUGUAUAAAACUGAGAAAGAAAAGUGCAAGCAAAAUUUGGAAAAAAGUAGGAGCAGAAUAGCCAUAACCAGUAACAUGUGGACUGCAAAUCAUCAGAAGAGGGGAUAUAAGGCUGUAACAGCUCAUUUUAUUGAUGAUUCUUGGAACUUACACAGUCAGAUAUUGAGUUUCAAGUAUGUUUCGUGUCCUCACGAUGCUCCAGCACUACUUGAGGCCCUAAGAUCUUGUCUUAAUGAUUGGAAAAUAGAAGACAAGAUCAGUACAAUGACUCUCGAUAACUAUACUGCCAAUGAUUCCAUGAUUGAUCUUUUGAAAGGACAAUUUGAGCCUGACAGUUUUAUUUUGAAGGGAAAGUUGCUACAUGUGCGUUGUUGUGCACAUAUUUUAAAUCUAAUUGUCAAAGAAGGCUUAUCUGUCAUUGGUGAUAGUGUUGACAAAAUUCGAGACAGUGUUGCUUAUUGGUCGGGCACACCAAAAAGACAUGAAAAAUUUGAAGACACUGCUCGUCAACUUGGAGUACCAUACACCAAAAAAAUAUCACUUGAUUGUGUCACGAGGUGGAAUUCAACUUUUCUAAUGCUUAGCACAGCUUUAUCCUACAAGACAGUAUUUGAACGUGCAAGGCUGCGAGAGUUGCGUUUGAGGUGUGCCCUUCGGAAAUUGAUUGGCAAAAUGCUCAACAAUUGUGUGAUAAGUUAG